Molecule: messenger RNA, 962 nt
Organism: Erinaceus europaeus (western European hedgehog)
Lineage: Eukaryota; Metazoa; Chordata; Mammalia; Eulipotyphla; Erinaceidae
Gene: RBP2
Product: retinol binding protein 2
Exons: 4
Coding region: 371-775 (134 amino acids)
Biological process (GO): fatty acid transport
Cellular component (GO): nucleus; cytosol
Molecular function (GO): fatty acid binding
Source: RefSeq, a predicted model, not a curated record
GAAGCCUGUGAUGUGUGAGGGGUAGGUGUGAGCUGUUUGCUUUCCUCACUACUGGAUGGGAUGUUCUGGUGUUGUCAGGGGUGAUAUGAGUGCCCUGCUAGCCAAAAAUGAGCUGUGUGUUGGGGGAGAUCACUGGGACACAAGGCCUGGCCACGUCAAAGCUUUGAACGUGGGCUGCCUGUCGUCCUGCUGAACUUUGCAAGGGAAAGCCAAGUUCCUUUGGGCUGUGCUUAUGACCUUUGAGCUUGUUAUCUUCAGAGCCGCAUGCCUGGCCCUCUCGACUAUAAGAACAGCUCAUUCCAACACAUUCUCCCUGCAUCCUGCGCCCUGACUUUCACCACACACCUACAAGCAGCCAGAGGCCAGCACCAUGGCAAGGGACCAAAACGGGACCUGGGAGAUGGAGAGCAAUGACAACUUUGAGGGCUACAUGAAAGCCCUGGAUAUUGACUUUGCCACACGCAAGAUCGCCGUCCGCCUGAAUCAGACAAAGAUCAUCGAGCAAAAUGGUGACAACUUCAAGACGAAGACCAACAGCACCUUCCGCAACUAUGACCUGGACUUCACGGUGGGCGUGGAGUUCGACGAGUACACUAAGGGGCUCGACAACCGGCACGUCAAGUCGCUGAUCACCUGGGAAGGUGAUGUCUUGACAUGUGUGCAGAAGGGGGAGAAGGAGAAUCGAGGCUGGAAGCAGUGGAUCGAGGAUGGCAAGCUGUACCUGGAGCUGAGAUGCAAAGACCAGGUGUGCAAACAGGUGUUCAAAAAGAAGUGAUGGAUUUAAGGAAGCUGCCUGAGGUCUGUGCUCACCACUCCUCACAGACUUCUCUCCUGCCUUUGAGGAGUGGUCCUGGGGAUCCCCCCCCCCCAACUCCAGUUCCAACUCCUGACAGCCUAUUGAGCCAUCUGGAUGGUUCUGUGUCUGCAUAAGUGUGUGAGAGAAGGACCCAUCCUUCCUUCUU